Molecule: messenger RNA, 1728 nt
Organism: Macrobrachium nipponense
Lineage: Eukaryota; Metazoa; Arthropoda; Malacostraca; Decapoda; Palaemonidae
Product: arginine kinase-like
Exons: 4
Coding region: 116-1183 (355 amino acids)
Biological process (GO): phosphocreatine biosynthetic process
Molecular function (GO): creatine kinase activity
Source: RefSeq, a predicted model, not a curated record
ACCGGGGACUCCUCAGAGCUACUAAAGCUGUUGCCCUCCAAGGUCCUCAGUUGAGUAACUCUCCUCAUCUCUUCUCACUCUCUCCCUCAAGCCAAACCAACAAACCAAGGACAAGAUGGGCGAACCAUUCCCCGACAUCAAGAGCAAACACUCCCUGGUGGCUAAGCACGUCACCAAGGAGCGCUGGGAUAAGCUCUCCGGCCACAAGACCGCCACCUCCGGCUUCACCCUCAAGCAGGCCAUCGCCUGCGCCGUCGAGUUCGACAACCAGCACUGCGGCAUCUACGCCGGUGACUGGGAUUCCUACAAGGAUUUCAAGGAUGUCUUCGACCCCAUCAUCCAGGAAUACCAUGGCAUCUCCCCCGAUGCCGUCCACACCUCCGACAUGGACGUCGAGAAGAUCAAGGGCAACAUCAACGCCGAGGUCCCCGUCCACUCCGUCAGGAUCCGCGUAGGCCGUAGCAUUGAUGGCUUCGGUCUCUCCCCCGGCAUCACCAAGGACCAGCGCGUCGGCGUUGAGAACCUCAUGAAGAGCGCCUUCGGGAAGCUCUCCGGAGAUCUCGCCGGCAACUACUACCCCCUGACUGGCAUGGACGAGAAGGUCCGUCAGCAGCUCGUCGAUGACCACUUCCUCUUCAUGUCUGGUGAUCGCAACCUUCAGGUCGCAGGUAUGGAGCGCGACUGGCCUGAAGGCCGCGGUAUCUACCACAACGCCGAGAAGACCUUCUUGGUCUGGGUCAACGAGGAGGAUCAGCUCAGGAUCAUCUCUAUGCAGAUGGGCGGUGAUGUCAGGGGCGUCUUUGAACGCCUGGCCCGCGGUAUCAAGGCCGUCGGCGACUCCGUCAAGGCCGAGAGCGGCAAGGACUUCAUGCUCGACUCCAAGUACGGCUUUGUCCACUCCUGCCCCACCAACCUUGGCACCGGCAUGAGGGCUUCCGUCCACGUUGACUUGCCCGGCUGGACCAAGGAAGGUCUUGAAGCCCUGAAGAAGAGAUGUGAAGAACUGAAGGUUCAGCCCCGUGGUACCCGCGGUGAAUCUGGCGGCCAGACUGGUCACACUUAUGACAUCUCCAACAAGCAUCGCCUGGGUUACUCCGAGGUCGAACUCGUCCAGUGCAUGAUUGACGGUGUCAAUACCCUGUACGCUGAGGACGUUGCCCUCCAGAAGAAGCACGGCAUCUAAGAAGCUUGCAUCCAUUCUGAGUUUUUAAAAACAAGAGAAAUUAUAUAAAUUUAUAUUAGAGGAGAAACAUUAUUUUUUCAACGCAUCUUCCAACACAAAUCAAUGCGAAGGACUCCUUAUUUUUUUUCUUUUUAGUUAGAAGGAAGAGGAGUCGUUUUCACUCGUUAGUAAAGACCAGAAUCGGGUGUUUGAACGUCAUGGAGGCCGGAGGAAUCUUAUAGUGCUAAAACUUGUCAUUCUUCUUCAUCCUGACUUUCACGGAUGUCCUGUCAUUCAAAUUAAUCCUCGCAAGGUCAAGCUGACGGAAAGGAGCCCUUCCGAGGGAGUCCUUUUCGUUAGUCUCCCUUGAUAGAGAAGGGAAGGGCUUGUCCUCCGGCGUUCAGGACCUAGCUUGAGCCUUGCCACGAAGGAAUAGGCCUAAACAGCACUUCCUUCUGGCAGCCCCGGCUCUUGCUACCAACUGUCAUCAUGAGAGUUCACUAUUUUUGGUCUAGAGAUGAAAAGACAUUAUUGUUACUAAACAAUAAACAAUUAAUUUAAUAACA